This is a messenger RNA of Phoenix dactylifera (date palm), 1798 nucleotides long. RefSeq lists its product as uncharacterized. Lineage: Eukaryota; Viridiplantae; Streptophyta; Magnoliopsida; Arecales; Arecaceae. The record is from RefSeq and is a predicted model, not a curated record. Gene Ontology annotation, cellular component: nucleus.
CGAUUCAAUCAAAUUUGACGAGAUCCAAAUAUCUUGGCAUAAGACGAAGUAUACCAUCUGUCCAAAUCCCUAUCCAUUUGACACUCGAGCAAGCAAGUUCAUGAGGCCCCAAAGGAAGAAAGUUGGAGCGGUCUCCAGCCACAGCUACUGGCCAAUGUAUAGGGACGCAACACAAGCGAAGAAUUGGCCUUGACGGCGAUGUUGGAUCCCGUCAAACAACGGACCACGUCUCCCGCGUUGACUGACUGCCUUGUUGACCGCAUCAGACAAGUUACCUCGAGGACGCCUCCGUCUCCGCCCUAAAUUUCUUAGCCGACCCCACCGAGACAUACGUACGCUGUUUGGUUCUUGAUACCAACUUCCAUGGAAACCCCCUCGCUGCUCAACACAUCACACGUUCUUAAGAUUUACAAACAGCAUAUAUCCUUCUCUGACUCCGUCUUCAUGCAUCAUGUAGCUCGUCAAGAUGAUCAUAAAUUUCGACCAAUCAGAGAACAGCAUGCUAUCCAGCAAGACUGAUUUCUGUAUAGAUUUCUACAAUCUUCAAGACAUCCUUCUCCCCUUCUCUGUGGACAAGUUCAAAGGAGUCCCAAAAGGUCUCUUCCCCCUUUCUUUUUCCUUUCCUUUCUUUUGCUUCACUAGUUAUAUAUUUCAUGUGCUUUCCCAGUAUCCACAAUGGCUCCUCCCUCUUUAUCGGUCUAGGCCGUGCUCAGCCCGACAGCAUCCUCUAUUUCUCCACCCGAAGAGAACACUCGAUCGGCCUCCAAUCCUCCACGAAUUAACCAUGGACUCCUCUGAGCCACCGACAGCACCCUCUAUUUCUCCACCCGAAGAGAACACUCGGCCUCCAAUCCUCCACGAAUUAACCAUGGAGUCCUCUGAGCCACCGACAGGGCGGCUGUCGCCGAGGCAAGAGCUCCGAGGCCCCCGGCCGGCCCGUGUCAAGGCUCGAAAGGACCCAUACAAGAUCAAGAAGACUCCUGCGGCGCCGCCCCCUCCUCAGCAUCGGCCACCAGUCAUAAUCUACACCGAGCCGCCCAGGGUCAUCCACACCACCCCUAGCAACUUCAUGUCGCUGGUGCAACGCCUCACUGGUGCCUCCUCCUCCUCCUCUUCCUCCUCCUCCUCUUCUGCCAAUGCUGCUGCUUCCCGGUCGCUUUCUAAUGCUAUUACCGUUGGAGAAACAGUGCCCUCCGCUGCUCGUGUAGCUGCAAUCGAGAAGGGAGCAAGCACAUCCCACGACGAGGGGCCAAGAAAGAACGGAGAGGAUGUGAUCGAUCAACUAGGAAUUGAUGGUGGCGCGCCUGACUUCUUCUCACCCUCCAUGGACCCGAAUUCUCUUAACCCCUUGCAUGAACCCAGCCCGGCUUUCGAUGGAAACAGAAAUUUUGUGGAGAAUACCUUCUUGGAGAGUCCUAAUAAUCUCUUGACAACUCCUGCUGAACCUUCUCCUGCUGGUUACUGGGACCCCUUCUACCAGGACUUCGAUCAGUUUGAUCCAUAGAUAGGAGCACAGAGAGACAAAAAGGUUGAAGAAAUAGAUGGUUGGAUGGCUAAUUGUGGGAUACGCAUGAAGACAAGACCCGAUAGGAUCGUUCCUGUUUUCUUCUGAUCGGACUUAAUUUUUCUCUGGUGGGCCCUACGACUUACAAUCCUCAUCACUGUGACAUCACAAACCAACCUAAGCUCUUAUCUCUUUGAUAGAAGCAGGUAUAUCUAAUUGGUACAGGUUUUCAAUUAGCCUUCCCACCAUUAGCUUAAGUUCGGAGGGUGACCAGUCCUUGGCACACUCCAACCA